This is a messenger RNA of Bufo bufo (common toad), 921 nucleotides long. RefSeq names its product complement C1q like 3 (gene C1QL3). The transcript is spliced from 2 exons. The record is from RefSeq and is a predicted model, not a curated record. Gene Ontology annotation, molecular function: protein binding. Lineage: Eukaryota; Metazoa; Chordata; Amphibia; Anura; Bufonidae. The coding region runs from base 1 to 774 and encodes 257 amino acids.
AUGGUGCUCCUGCUGGUCAUUCUCAUCCCGGUUCUUGUCAACUCUGCUGGGACAUCUGCACACUACGAGAUGCUGGGCACCUGCCGCAUGGUCUGCGACCCCUAUGGGACCAAGCCCCCCAGUACUGCUACUGCAGAGACGGUGCGGGAUCAUAGCCUUCUUCAGUCCUUGCCCACCUUCAUCCAAGGACCCAAAGGAGAACCUGGGCGACCAGGAAAGGCUGGUCCUAGGGGACCUCCGGGUGAGCCAGGACCUCCUGGACCAAUGGGACCUCCAGGAGAGAGAGGGGAGCCGGGAAGACUUGGUCUUCCAGGUCCUCCUGGAGCUCCUGGGCUAAAUGCUGCUGGGGCUAUCAGCGCCGCUACCUACAGCACAGUACCCAAGAUCGCCUUCUAUGCCGGGCUCAAGAGGCAACAUGAGGGCUAUGAGCUGCUUAAGUUUGACGAUGUGGUCACCAACUUGGGCAAUCAUUACGACCCAACCACCGGCAAAUUCACCUGCUCCAUCCCUGGCAUUUAUUUCUUCACCUACCAUGUCCUGAUGAGGGGUGGAGAUGGCACCAGCAUGUGGGCAGAUCUCUGCAAGAACAACCAGGUCCGGGCUAGCGCAAUCGCACAGGAUGCCGACCAGAAUUACGACUAUGCCAGCAACAGCGUAGUCCUGCACCUAGAGCCUGGCGACGAAGUAUAUAUAAAACUGGAUGGCGGCAAAGCUCAUGGCGGUAACAAUAACAAAUAUAGCACAUUCUCAGGAUUUAUCAUCUACGCUGAUUGAGGAUAUUUCGCCUAUGGCAAAGACUUGUAUCUUCCCAUAUGUAGCCCCGUUGUGGCAAAAUCUUUGGGCUGCAGACUCGAUAGUGCUGGAAAGACACUUGUUAUUAUGGACCCUAUAAAGUAUGGAGAUCCACUGCUACCUGACUUA